CCCUCGCCUCCCUCGCCUCCCCCCUUCCCGUCCCCCCCUCAGAGGAUCCGGGCGUCCGGCCUCCUGCUGCUGGAGAUGAUCUUGUUCGGCUCUCUGCUCCUCUACUUCCCGGUGUUCAUCAUGUACUUCAAGCCGAGUACGUUCAGGUGCAUUCUGCUCCGCUGGGUCCGAAUGCUCGGCUUCUCCAUCGUCUACGGGACGGUCACUCUGAAAAUGUACAGGGUCCUGAAGGUCUUCCUCUCGCGCACGGCCCAGCGGGUGCCCUACAUGUCGGGCCUGCACCUGCUGAGGAUUCUGGGAGUGAUGCUGAUGACGGUCAGCUGGUUCCUCUGCGCGUGGACGGUCGGCGUCCUGCAGAACCGCGACAGGAACAUCCCGGUGUUCGUGGGGACGAGCACGUGGGACGGCCAGGGGUUCAACCUGUGCCACGUGGACCGCUGGGACUACAUGAUGGCUGUGGCCGAGCUUCUGUUCCUGUGCUGGGGGAGCUCCCUGUGGAGCGCCGUCAGGCCGGUUCCCUCGGCCUUCCACGAGCCUCGCUACAUGGGCAUCGCCAUCCACAACGAGCUGCUUCUGUCCUCCGCCUUUCAUCUGUUCAGGUAGAUGCCCUCGGAGGCCCCAGGGGGGAAAUAUUCA
Molecule: messenger RNA, 636 nt
Organism: Gasterosteus aculeatus aculeatus (three-spined stickleback)
Lineage: Eukaryota; Metazoa; Chordata; Actinopteri; Perciformes; Gasterosteidae
Source: RefSeq, a predicted model, not a curated record